Mesitornis unicolor (brown roatelo) is the source of this 1281-nucleotide messenger RNA. RefSeq lists its product as uncharacterized. NCBI's taxonomy places the organism in Eukaryota, Metazoa, Chordata, Aves, Mesitornithiformes, Mesitornithidae. The record is from RefSeq and is a predicted model, not a curated record. Gene Ontology annotation, molecular function: protein binding.
AUGGCCUUGCUGGUUUUGUCAGGUUUUGAGCCUUCUGCCAUGAGCUCUUUCCUGAGGAAGAGGUGGCACUGGCCACUCCUUGUUAGUGGUGUCCCUGCGGCCGUGCGGGAGCAGCGUCCCCUGGAAGAGGCUGUCCGAAGGCGCUGGAGAGCUGGCUUCUGCAGAAGUGCAAGACAGAGUGGAGACCGAACAACAGGUUUGGUGCAGAACUGGCACACCGAUGGGCAUUGCCUCCAAACAAAGGUGCAUGCCAGGAGCCACCUUUGGUUGGGAGGGACAGCCCGAGGGCCCCUUUUUAGUCACCGGCAGCGGCCCAAGGAGGGGCUGGGGGGGCGGCUGAGCUGCAUCUGGGACAGGUCAGGGAUUGUCCCUCACAACCCCAGGGACCCCAGCAAGGCUUCCCCACCAGUCCAAGGAGCAAAUGAAUCUCCGAACUUCAUCAACCCCUUCCAAGCCAGCAGUGUCCAAGCUCAGAGCAAGUUCUGGGGAGGCCCUGAACCCCAACAGCCAUGCAGGCCCCAGCAGAUGGCUGCUUUCAGAAAAGCUCUUCUCCACGAGCAUUUCGCACCCUCAUGGUGGUUUAUGAUUGACCAGAAACUUUCAACGUCCCCACUGCCCACACAGGCAGCCCCCAGUGGCUUCCUGGCCCUCUGCGACUUCCCCUCCGAGGGGACAGCUGCCGUCCUGAGGAUGGGGGAGCUGCUCCGCGUCCUCUCCCAGGACGGGGACUGGUGGCUGGUGGCAUCUCAGGCGUCCGGCAAGGAGGGCCACAUCCCCAGCAGGCCAAGGUCAGGCACAGAGGAGCUGCUGCUCCAGCCAGGCAACCACAGCGGGUCCUUCCUGAUACGGGAGAGCCAGACGAGGCGAGGCUGCUACUCGCUGUCCGUGCGCCGCGGCGAGCGCACCUCCUGGGACUCGGUGACUCACUAUCGCAUCCACCGCCUGGAGAACGGCUGGCUCUACAUCUCGCCUGGGCUCACCUUCCCCAGUCUCCAAGACCUGGUGGACCACUACUCUGAAUUCGGAGAGGGGCUGUGCUGCAUCCUCAGGGAGCCCUGCUCCAUGGAAGGGGUGAGGGUGGCCCCGGCCCCUGCCAUGCCCAGUGUCACGAAGCAGCCAUCACUCAAAUGGGACGAGGUUGACAGCUCCCCCCUGUUCUCGGAGGCCACAUCUCCCCGGGAGAAGGACUCUCCCAUCAGCCUGGGCCUGCGGGAAGCCAUCAGCUCCUACCUCCUCCUGACAGAGACAGCUGCCCCUGGGAAGGAGGCGAAGAGCAGUUGA